AUGGUUACUCAUUAUUCGCAAGUAGUGAGCAGUUUGGAAGUGCUGGUGAGUCGCAUCCCGCAGAGGAGGCACGCUGCCGCCGCCGCCGCCGCUUGCGUGCAUGCGUCCUUCUACUCGACGGCGCUCAAGACUCUCAUCUCCGUGUCGACCGUCAUCCUGCUCGGCCUCAUCGUCGCCUACCACGGGCUGGAAGUCCAGUUGUUCAUGAUCGACAACUGCGCGGACGACUGGCGCAUCGCGAUGACGUGGCAGCGCAUCACGCAGAUCAGCCUCGAGCUGGCCAUCUGCGCGGUGCACCCCAUCCCGGGCCAGUACUACUUCCUGUGGACGACCAAGCUGGCCAACCGCGGCGGCAACGUCGGCUCGUGCUGGGUGCCGUACGACGUGACGCUGUCGCUGCCCAUGUUCCUGCGCCUCUACCUCAUCUGCCGCGUCAUGCUGCUGCACAGCAAGCUCUUCACGGACGCCAGCUCGCGCUCCAUCGGUGCGCUCAACCGCAUCAACUUCAACACGCGCUUCGUGCUCAAGACGCUCAUGACCAUCUGCCCCGGCACCGUGCUGCUCGUCUUCAUGGUCUCGCUCUGGAUCAUCGCCAGUUGGACGCUGCGCCAGUGCGAGAGGUUCCAUGAUGAGGAGCACGCCAACCUCCUAAAUGCCAUGUGGCUCAUCGCCAUCACGUUCCUGAGCGUUGGCUUCGGAGAUAUCGUGCCUAACACAUACUGCGGGAGGGGCAUCGCUGUAACUACAGGCAUCAUGGGAGCAGGCUGCACUGCGCUUCUUGUGGCAGUGGUGUCCAGAAAACUGGAAUUAACUAGGGCAGAAAAGCAUGUCCAUAAUUUUAUGAUGGACACGCAACUGACAAAAAGGCUGAAAAAUGCAGCAGCAAAUGUGCUGAGAGAAACGUGGCUCAUUUACAAGCAUACGAGGCUAGUAAAACGAGUCAACCCAGGACGUGUACGCACGCACCAGCGAAAGUUCCUCCUUGCCAUUUAUGCCUUGAGAAAAGUGAAGAUGGACCAACGAAAACUCAUGGAUAAUGCCAACACGAUAACUGAUAUGGCAAAGACACAAAACACUGUCUACGAGAUUGUAUCGGAUAUGAGUGGAAGGCAAGAUGCACUGGAGGAGCGUUUGUCCAAUUUGGAGGACAAACUGACAGCUAUCCAGGAGCAGUUGGAAUCGCUGCCCGAGACUCUAGCCCGGUGCCUCACACAGCACUCCGAACGGCAGGAACAACGACGCAACUUCCUCCACCCCGAGUCCGCACUCUCGGCGCAGCCCGCGGCUGCCCCGGCCACCCCCCUCCUACUGGGGCCGGCACCGCUGUCAUUACCACACUCGCGCAGUGUGCCCAACCCGUGGCCCCCGAGCCCUAUCGUACCUCCCAUCAGCAGCCGCACACCACACCUCGUGCCCACGCCGCCUGCACCGAGUGCCCCUUCGACCAGCUGAGAGGAUGACAACUCUCGUGUGCCUGUUUUCUUCCUAUUUGGUUCUCCUGAGAUUGCAAAUGAAAUUUAUUUGUGAUAUACAGUCUGCUCCUAAUGAAGCAAAUACUCAGCAAUGGUGAACUUACAAGCUACUCUCUGUGUUAAUUUUUCAAAUGUAGUGUCACAUUAACAACUGGCCCUUAUCCUUAUUGCUGCAAACUUGCAGAACUUGUCAAGUGUCAUUAAUACAAAAUGUAUAUAUGUUUUAAGUUACAGCAAAUGAUAAUUACUUGUGAGAUAUUGAACUACUAUUUGUGCAGAUUAAUUUGUGACUAUCCAUUAUAUUCAUAUAACAGUGUGGGACUGAGUAUCAUACAAAGAAGCUAAAAUGAGUACAAAAGUGCUGUUAUAAAGGAAUUUCAAGUAAAAAUAAGGUAAAUAUACAUUUUGUAUGUACAUGCUGAAAUGUAAAUUAACACUAUAAAAGUAAGAAAAAUUACUGAUUAUUUUAUAUGUAACAGUCUACAAGAAAUAGCUUAAGUAACAACUCGGUACUACUCUUCCAUGGUUUCUGCACCACACACUACACACAAGAAAUUCUCUCUUUUUGCCUCUCCUGUAAUAAUUAAUGAGUUUUACGACAGUAAGGCUUUCUGUUUCGUCCACAUGAAAGCACCAACACUUUAUCUCAUGUUAUAGAUUUGACAUCAAGUGGGCUAGAAUUUUAUUUUUUCCAAUGUUUUUUCAAGUUAUGCUUUUUGUUCAUAGUAAUCCUGUACCCUGGUACUCAUUUUUCCUGUUUCUCUGCAGCAUGUUAGUUUAUACCUGUUGCAUUAUGCUGCAAGAUAUCCAUAUAUUUUUUCCCUUUAAUUUCCAAGUUUUAUUAUCUUUACUACCAUUACAAAUUUCUAGCCUAGAACUGAAUUUAUGUUUAUAUAGUUAUUCCUUAAAUAUCAAUACUUACUCCAGAGACAUGAAGUGCUGGUCUCUCUCUUCCUUUCAUACUAUAGAAUUAGUAAGCAAGGAAAGACUUCAGCAAAACACCUUAUAUUCUGGUGAAAAUGUGUACCACCUAGGCCUACUUUGAUCAAUUUUGUUGUUAUUCUACUUCUUCAAUUAUUUUUUGACUCAGAGAUCAUAAGAUUGUUAAAGAAGAAUACUGUUAUAUCUGUUGGAAGUUACAGGCUGAAGUAUCAUCAUUCAAAUGAUAUGCUUGUAAGACACUGUCCCCAGGAUAGUAAUUGCCAAUAAUUCUUCCAACUGAACACUAUAAACGGACUUAAACAAAUGGCGAUUAUGUAGUAAAUAGUAAUUCUUAUAGGUAAUACUUAGCCCUACAGUAGAUACUAAUUACAUUCAUUGCUCUUGGUAUGUGACUUCCUCUUGCCACACCUUUCACACCUCAGCUGGUUAAUUUUAUUUCUGCCAUUUGUAACGAUUCGUCAAGUAAGUUGAAGUUUAUAUUUUAAUAUAAUUGCUGCUAGUUUCUCAUUAUACAUUGUUAUUAAUUGGGUGAAACUUAUAGUUUAUUGUUCUGUCUCUGACUUUACUGUAUUGCUCUUUCCUGAUUUCUGAAGUUAUCAUGUAAUCUAGAGACUGAACGUCCUCUUUGCAACAUCACUGUUUCCAAUUUACACCACAGUUUUACUCUUAUAUGCAUAUGGACUGUAAUAACCAUAAUGAUUCCUAUUAUUAAGAUAACUACAUUUUAUUUAUUAGAGCUCUUCAUAUUGUCUAACUCUGCACCAAGUGUAUAUAUUUAUCAUCAUCUUCAUAUCAAUCACAUACAUUGUGCCUUAGUAUUCAGAGUUGUUGCGUAACACUGCUUAGCAAGGUAUGAUGAAAGCAUUGUGCAACACUAUGGAUUUUACUGUUUCCAUUAUUAUUUUAAAUACAAAACUGGAAAAAUGUUCAAAUACUGGUUUCCAUAAGUAAGAUUGUUAUGAACGUGAGAAAUAUAACUUCAAGUAAUAUUUUGACACAAUUAAAAUAGAAGUUGCAGGUUCCAAUGUCUGCACAUUCUUGUCACCUAGGGUGUUGUCCAUUAUAAUUUUUUAUUUACAGUAUGUGUAAACCAUGAGAACCAUUUUAUGUAAUAUUUUUUGAAGUUUCAUGUAAUGUCCUAGUACUGAGAUUUAAUACAAGCUGUUUGCAUUAACAAUAUAUUUAAUGAAUUUAAGUGUAUACCACACAGCACAGUAAUCUAAUCAUAAUUAAGAUUUCUUCUGGGAGUACUUGUAAGCAAGACCUAAUUUCUUGAGAGUAAUUUUCACUACAGGCACUUUAAGAACAUAUAACAAUCAAUGGAGCAGACUGUCAAGUGAAAAGAGUACUUCAGUUGCAAUUACAUUAUUUAUUGAAAACCAGGAGAGCUACUGUCCUCAUUCCAUAAGUAACAUUAUUCAUUUACUAUUAAUGAAACAGAGACAUUUUCUGUGCCAUUUUCUACCUGCUCAAAUGACUAUAAUGCACUAACUGUUCUGAAUGAUUAUGUGAAAAUUCAAGGAGAGUGUUAAUGGACAGCAACACAAAACUUUUGUGCCCUUGAUAACAAUUGUGAUGAUAUUUAUGGCCUUGACAAUGGCUAAUGUUUAUUUUCAUGAGCAUAUUUCAGUUGAGUGAUAUGAGUGAGUAUCCUAAGUGAAUGAGAAGUGUGAAAAGCAUUAACAGUGUUGAAUACUGUUUAAGUGUGAUAACAGAACUAAUAUGUCAUAACUAUUCUCAGCAAUUGCAAUUUUUAUACAAGAAGCCUUCCAUAAGUGAUGCCAUCUUCUUAAAUGGUUACUUCCUCAGCCUAUUUAAAUUUACUUGUUAUUCAAGUUGAGGAACACACAUAAAUAAACAAGAAUGCCAGCCCAGGAAUGUGGAACAUGUUAAAUAUUUCCUGUAAUCAUAUUCUGAUGUGGUGUGGCUAUCAUAAAAAAGAUUUAUUUUAGUAAUAAUAGAUUUGUUAAAUUGAGUCAUACUCAGAGCUGUAUAAAAAUACAUUUAUUUUGAAAUCAGUUAGAGUACUGCAAAAAUAGCCAUUAAAAUGUUGAAUCUUUGACAAAUUUUAGGCAGAAUAAAUUAAUUGUAAUGUCAUAAUAACGGAAUAGUAUUUUGAAUGGCUCUUUCAUUGAACUUGACUAGUUAAAGAGCUUUGUCUCUCGCAUGAAAUAAAAUUAAUUGCUUGUGCUAUUAAAUCUUUUAGGCUAGAAGGGAUACAUGCAGAUUAGAAAGAUAGAAGGUAAGUUUCUGCUGAGUAAUUCAGAAUAAAACACCAAUUAUGUGUAGUUACUAUUUUUCAAGAUUCUUAUUCCAAACCAGAUAAAACAUUAAAAUUUAUUUUUUUAAAUUUUUCAAAUAUAACUACACAAAAUAUUAUAAAUGCAUAUCUUUACAAGAAAAGAAAAAUAGUUGUUAAAUAAUAAUCUUAGAAAAGGUGCUAUGUAAGAAUGAAAUAGAAAUUAUUAAAAAUAACUUGUGACAUCACUAAUGGACUGACUUCUUCUCAGCUAUCUAAAAUACUUUAAAAACUUUUCUGAAUAUUAUUCCAGUUACUGUAAUUUUCAUAGAGAUUCUUCCAAAUAAUAAAGUUUUAUUGUGAUUUAUCAAGAAAUUACUGCUCUCUAACAACAUUGUUUUUUGGCUUUGGAGACUGAAAAGUUUACUUUUUGUUCCUCACUGUGCAACUUCAUUAUUUCACUUGCCGUUGAAAAAUGAUAAACUGAGAAAUUAAGUAAAACCUUUUUUGCAAUAAUUAUUUUCCUCAGAAAUGUGUUAAAAUUUGAUGUAUAGUUUGAGGUGAUUUUUUAGUUAAUCUCAUGUUGAUUGCUGCAUUACUCUGAGGGAGCUUGGAGUAAUUGUUAAAGUGAUUUGACUGAAAGAUGUGGUUUGUGUUACAUGUAUGGUACUAAUUUAUUUUCUCACUUUUUUUCUUCAUAAAAGAUUGUUCAAAUAUCUGUUUUUGCAACUAGAUAUCUGGAUGCAUAUUACAGACAAAUAUUGUUCAUAAAAGACCAAUGUAAAAAAUUAAUAACUGUAAGUAUUAGAAACCAUAUAUUUAUACUAACUUAAUACAAAAUUAUGCUAAAGUUGUAUUACUUAUAAUGUGGAGUGUAAAUAAGAGAAUAUAUAGUUAUGUACAUAGAAUAUUGUUAAGUAGUUUUUAUUAUAAUGGAGCAUACUUGGCAUAUCAGACAUUAUGAGGAUUCAUACAAAGCAAGUUGAAUAUUAGUGUCAGUACAAGAAACAAUAGUUAAAAAAAUACUGUGAAGUUUUACGCCGUCUUUCCUUUUCGUAUAAAAUUUAUCCACUAUUGCAUUUAUAAAAAAAAAUAGCCCUUGAAGUACUGGAGAGGAAAUAAAAUAUUUUUGGGAUAUACUGAUUCAUUGAAGGAUACCUCUAAUUAAAUGGAAGUGUAUUUGUAAGUCAUGCAAAAUAAUUUUCUUAUAACUUGCAUUGAAAAGGGCUUGGAAAUAAGUUCAAUGAGUACCCACUUGCAAGUAAAUCUCAAUUUAGUAGAAAUUUGUUGUUACGCUCAUCAGAUGUUGAGGCUGUAAACGCAGUGUCAAUUUCCAUAACAAAGACAAAAUCUCUGUGUAAAAAGUACACAGUUUUUAAAAAAGCCAUGUUCUCCUGUGUAAAUUUAAUUAACAUCUGAUAUAUGCAAAGACUGACAUAGAUGUUAGCCACAAAAAGUAUUUUUAUUGCUGCUAGUAUUUUAGUUCCAUAUUUUAUUAACGAAGUUGUGACAAACAAAUUCACUUCCAUUUUCUGGAUUUAUAGUGUGAAAUGAGGAAUAUGAAUACAAAUUCAUUACUGCUGAGCAAGUGUUUUAAAAAUGAAUACAAAUGUUAUUGAACUCUGUUUAUGCAAAAGCAACUGCAGUGACAUGAUACCCAAUGUUACUGUUUCCCUGAAAGCAUUAGUUCUCUGCUAGAUAGUAUGUAUCAUGUGAACAAACUGAUUCUGUUCCACUAGUAAUCAUAUUUGUUCAAUGUUGUAAAAGGCUUUAUUUUAAAGGAAAGAAAAAGAAAAUGCCUGCAUACAGCUCUGCAUUUAUGUUUCAAGCUUCAUAUUUAAAAGAAAAAUGUAUACAUGUAUAACUUACCAGUGAUAACAGAUGUUUUACAUCUCAGCUGUGUCCACAUAGUCAGUACUAGCAUAUCUGGUAUAUAAAAUAAGAAAUUUUUAGUCAUCUAUGCCAUCUCAUAGGUACUAAUUGUCAAUGAUUGACAGCACAAUGAAAUGUCCUCUUGGCUGUGCCCUUCACAGUGAACAUCGAGAUGGAGGGAACUCUUUCCAUUUUACAAUCCUCUCUUCACUGCAAGUCAAGAAACGUGCUCGUAAACCUAUAUAAUUUACAUAUGAUAUGUAAAAAAGGAGUUGUCAUAAUAAAAUAUAAGUAUUGAGUAUCAAACAGAAUAUGCAAGGUACUGAUCACUGUCACUCAGCUUUUGAACUUCUAAAGUUGAGCUGAAGUGUUCAAGACCUACGUUACGUGCAUAUUUGCUGCUCAACACGUCAUCUAUAUGGUGAGGGGGUGACUAUUCUCAUAGCAUUAUUUGUGUCCUUCUCAUGCUUUUUUCAUUAUUUUAUUAAUUUCUGUCUGUGCAACACAAUGUUAAGAUGUUCCUAAUGUGUAAGAAAAUUAGCUUACCAGAAAGCUCUCACUACAUGAUAAACUCUCAGUCAUUUCGUGACAAGUGCUUCACUAAUCUGAAUAGAAGUAUAAUAUGUCUGGAUUUUUUCUGUUAUCAUUUGGUUUAUCGAUAUAGUUUUGAUGUGUGAUCUGACUAACACACAAAUUAGCUAUGUCAAUAUACAUGCUUAAAAUACUGAAAGCACUGAAGAAAUUAAUCUUAUAUAAGCAUUCAUUAAUUUCAACUGCUUACCAGAAAACAUACUUUGAAACACAUCAGAUAUUUUCUGUAAGCACUGUUUGUAAUGUAAUUACAGGAUAUUAUUGUGCGCCUCAUUCAUAUUGAGUUAUC
Molecule: messenger RNA, 7405 nt
Organism: Schistocerca cancellata (South American locust)
Lineage: Eukaryota; Metazoa; Arthropoda; Insecta; Orthoptera; Acrididae
Gene: SK
Product: small conductance calcium-activated potassium channel protein
Exons: 9
Coding region: 1-1452 (483 amino acids)
Biological process (GO): potassium ion transmembrane transport
Cellular component (GO): plasma membrane; neuronal cell body; neuron projection
Molecular function (GO): calmodulin binding; small conductance calcium-activated potassium channel activity
Source: RefSeq, a predicted model, not a curated record